UCUGAAUAUAGUUCAACUUCAUAAAAUGUGCGAAAGGAUCGCUGUUUGGCAUUUAUAACCAUAUUUAUUUUAAAUGUAUAUGAAUAUAAAAUAUGGAUCUAAUACUACCUAAUGAUGACAUCUAACUACUGUGCUGUUCUGUUCCAAUAUUUCCUGAAAAUGACAUGUUGAGUGGAUAUAUCAAUAGAGGAGCUCGGGUUUUUCCGAGUCUCUAAGAAGUCUUGGUAAUGGAAGAAAACAGUGGAGGAAUAGCAGUUGUAGGUGUUGGAUGUCGCUUCCCUGGCGCAGACAACAUAGAGGAAUUUUGGCGGGUUUUAUCAAAUGGAGAGAAUCACGUCAAUGAAAUUCCUCGCAAGAGAUGGAAUUUAGAAGCAUUUUAUGAUGAUGACGCCGACGCACCUGGCAAGAUGUAUACCAGAAGAGCUGGUCUUGUUGAAAAUUUUGAUCAGUUUGACAACAAGCUGUUCAGCAUCAGUGAAAAGGAGGCUGAAAGGAUGGACCCGCAACAGAAGUUUAUCCUCGAGUGUGUCUUUAUGGCUUUACAGGAUGGCGGAAUUACCAGACAAAAUGUACAGGGUUCAAACACUGGAGUCUACAUAGGCGUUAUGAAUGAUGACUACAGCAGGCUGACUUCCAAAACGGAUUUGAAUCACUACAGUGUAACUGGCGGCUCCACCAGUAUUAUGUCAGCACGUGUUUCGUACACCUUUGAUCUGCGAGGACCAUGCAUGUCAGUAGAUACAGCCUGUUCGUCAUCUCUCGUAGCAAUCCACCAAGCUAUUCUGGCACUUAAAUCAGGAGACUGCAACAUGGCUGUAUGUGGAGGAGUGAACGCCUUGUUGACUCCCUCGAUCUUCAUACAGCUUAGCAGAGCCCGGAUGCUCUCACGGACUGGACAGUGCCAAACCUUCUCUGCCAGAGCAGACGGAUACGCACGAGGAGAGGGAUGUGGGAUUGUCCUCCUGAAAAGACUCUCUGACGCCAUUAAGGAUGGUGACAAUAUAUGGGCAACGAUUGUCACAGGUACAAACCAAGAUGGCCGAACAGUUUCUCCAAUGACUGCACCAUCUGGUGAACAACAGGAACAGCUUCUGAAAACUGUCUACGAAAAGGCUGGAAUUGACGCAAGUGAAAUAGACUACAUUGAAGCACAUGGAACAGGGACUGUAGCUGGAGAUCCUGUAGAAGUUAAAAGCUUGGGAAAGUUUUUCAUGAACCUUCAUACACAAGUGCAGAAGAAAAGGUAUAUUGGAUCCGUGAAAACAAACAUCGGUCAUCUUGAAUCUGCUGCUGGUGUUGCUGGUCUUAUUAAAGUGCUGCUUAUGAUGAAGAACAACAAGAUUGUUAAAUCGAUUUUAGUAGACAACCAGCAUCCAGAUAUUGAUUUUCAAAAAUUCUGCUUUGAGAUUCCAGGUGAUCUCAAAGACUGGGACAGAAAACGGAAACUUGCUUGUGUUAAUUCCUUUGCGUUUGGUGGAACUAACUGCCAUGCCAUUCUUUCAUCUUAUGGUGAUAUAGCAACUGAGAUUACCGAGGAACAUGUAUCAAAAGUGCCUUUGAUGUUUUGCUUUUCUGGACAAGAUCAGAAUGGUCUUAUGGAAAGUAUUACAGAAUUUCUUACCUUUGCUGAAACACAAACUGAAAUAAACCUGCAGGCUAUAUCAUAUUCAUCAACAGUGAGACGCAAUCAUUUUCAAGUGAGGAAAGCUGUUACUGCAACUUCUUUGAAAGAACUAGCUAACAAACUGAAACCUGAUAAAAUUUUAAGAAUAUCUCACAGACGAAACAGAGUGAUUUUUGUGUUUGGAGGAAUGGGUAUAGCUUGGAUGGGAAUGUGUAAGGAACACAUAUGUAAAUUUCAGGUGUUCAAAGAAAAGAUCCAAGAGAUUGACAGUUAUUUAAAGGAAUAUGUCUCUUGGUCACUCUAUGAACGACUUCUAGGUGACUACAAUGUACAAGACAAGAUGUUUGGCCCAAUCGCCACGUUUGCAUGCCAGGUGGCGCUAGCUGCACUCUGGAAACACUUGGGAAUCAAACCGGACUGUGUUCUUGGACAGAGUAUUGGUGAAGUAGCUACCUCACAUGUUGCUGGCAUUUGGACACUGAGAGAAGCAGUGAAAAUUAUAUUUCAUCGAACAGAAGUGCUAACAAAUGCUACUGGUGGAAAAAUGCUGCUGAUACGUAAUAGACCAAUAGAAAAAGUUGAAAAGAUGUUAAAUGUAUAUGAAGGUAGAGCAAACAUUGGCUUGUACUACAGUCCCAAGGCAUGUGUUAUCAGUGGAGAUGCCGAUGCUGUUGACCAAAUUGAAAAGGAUCUUCUGACAUCUCCAACAGAAGAGAAUCAUGGAAUUACUCUUCAGACACUUCGAUUACAGACUGCAUUUCACAGCCACCAUACAGACAAUGCGAAACAAGAGAUUGAAAGAAAGCUUGUGGGUAUGCAAGGAGAUAGUCCAGAUAUAGAAAUUAUCUCAACAGUUAGUGGCGAAAAGGCACAGGAAGAAGACUUUUCAACUCCACAUUACUGGGGUACAAACAUUCGGGAUCCAGUACAAUUUGGCAAAGCUGUUGUUAAUGCUGCUAAGGGAGAUUGUUUUAAUUUGUUUGUUGAGAUUGGGCCAAAGCCAGUUUUGGGUUCAGGCAUUAACGACUUGUUCACCGAGGAUAAUAUUGCUGCUGUUCCUUCAAUGAAAAGGAAUUCUGAGCUCGGCUGCUUGUUAGAAACAGCUGGCAAAAUGUAUGAACAUGGACUGAAAAUUAUCUGGAAUACCUUGUAUGACAGACCACAACGGAAUACAGAAUACCCAAAGUACAGAUUCUGUACAAAUAAACACCUGUACGUAUCUGAAGAUCUUCGACAAGAGCUGAUGGGUAUUCAGCCAAAGACAAAUUUGCACCCUUUUCUGAAGACAAUUGACCACAGUGUUGAACAUAAAAUUAUCAUGUCACCGAAAUCAAUUGCCAGUGUUUAUGAACACAGAUUUUCUGGAAACAUUUUAAUUCCUGGUGCACUAUAUGCAGAAGCCGGCUUAGCUCUUGCACGUCUCUACUUCAAGGGAUAUGAAGAUCAGAAUUGUAGUAUUUCUAUUAAAUUCAAACGUCCAGUGUUGUUAAAGAGAGGAGAGACUGAACAACUUGACGUUGACGUUACCAAAACAGAUAUGCCAGAAUCAUUUAAUUUUGUUGUACAUAAACAGAACCAUGAGUAUGCUGAAGGAAAAGUUCACAUGGAACUUUCUUUUGAAAAACUCACAGUUGAUAUUGAAAAUGUAAAAAUGAGAUGUAAACAGACUGUUACAAAACAGGAACUGUAUUCCUCUCUUCAAAAUGGUGGACUGACUUUUGGAGAAAUGCUCCAACUUGUUGGAAACUCUUUAAAAGGUGAAACAGAGGUCUUGUCACAUUUGUCACUGAAUCCAACUAUCAAGGAUGAAAUGAAAGAAACAACAAUUCACCCAGCAAUUUUAGAUUCCAUGCUUCAGACUACAGGCUGUUUCUAUCAACAGGGAUCAGAAAGACAGAGAGCUUUGCCAAUCCAAAUAGAAGGUCUCAGGAUACUAAGAUCUGUUGAAGAGAAAAUGCUUGUGUACACAACAAUUCUGAAACGAACCAGUUCCAUGAACCUGUUUCGUAUAUCUCUCAUGUCACUAGAAGGAACUGUAAUAGCUGAUAUUGAGAAAUUUGUCACUAAAAAUCUGGGUACACAGAAAGAUGAAAUGAUGUUUGAUACACAGUGGAGUCCAAUCAAAACACUACUUAAAUAUGAUAUUCAGAUGGAUCCAUCAGAGAAAUGGCUGAUCAUUGGUAACAAGAACCAAAACACUGUUACAAAUGAUCAUAUAAAUUUCGAAUGCUUAGAUUUUGACAACUUGGAAAGAUAUUCAGCAAUAGUGUUUUCUUGGCAGCGGCAAAUUGAAGAGGAUCCAUCCAGUGAGAUACUCCUUGAAGAAAUCACCAGAUGGGCAAUGACUCUGAAAAGUCUGUUGCUGCACCUCCACACGCAUGACGCAAGUAUUCCCUUGUUCAUAGUAACAGAAAAUGCUGUACACAUUGGAAACAAAGUCUCGUCAAUAGAUCUGGUGGCUGGAUCCUGUUGGGGAUUUGUAAGGUCAGUACUAAGAGAACAAGUCUACAGAAUGGCUACCAUUGUUGAUCUACAUACAGAUCAAAAUACCAAAUUUGAAACCUUAAUGACUACUGCAAUACAGCAAUUGCUGUUAGGAGAUAAUGAAGGACUUAAUGAAUUUGUGAUCGAUGGAAAUUCUAUUUGGUGUCAGCAAGUGUUUCCAAAUGACGAUAUGCCAUUGUAUCGAAACAACAAGCUGGAUACACUUUGUAAAGCAAAGCUGUUGUCCAGUAAUCAAGACAGACUUAGUAAUCUGCACCUUAAGUAUGACACUCAGAAGACACAGUGCGAUAUUCCACAGCCUGUAAAAAUCAUGACUACAAAGGUUGUGAUGCACGACUCAUGUGUGUAUCCACAGUGUGCUCAAGAUUCCAAUGUAAUCACUCUUGAAACUAUUGGAAACGUGUCUACAGCAAAUGAUGCCAGUCAAAACGUGGUAGUGUUCUUUCCAUGCAGAGUUAGUACAUCAAUGACUGUUCCACAACAAUGCGUUAUUGAUGUCAGCAAAAUACCAUGCUAUAAGCCAGGACUUCUAACUAAACUUGUUUUGAUGUGGCACCAUUGUAUGGUAAUUGACAAACAAACGGAAACACUAACAACAAUGAAUAGCUGGUGUCCAUGGAGGAUUUGUAAGGCCAACUCUAAAACAACAAAUGACAUGGGAAUAUUCAUUCUUCAUUCGAAUGCUACUCAUCCUAUGGCAAAGGCACUUUUGUUAAUGUUUGGAACAAUAGAAAGUAAUAUUAACAUUGAAAUAAUUGACAUCAACUGUUCUGGUUCUGUACCGAGAUAUUCUGAAGCAAUCAUUGUAUCAACCAUUCAACUAAACAGUCACACAAUUAAAACAAUUUCCAACCUGUGGCCUAAUGUGAAAUGCCUUGUCUGUAUGGAUCAGAUACUACCAAGUCAUGCUAACGAACAAUUGUGUCAUCAAAAUCUAAAACUACAAAUACAUAUUGUUAGGGCAAGUGACAUUUUCACACCCAGAUCAGCAAUGGACACCAUGCCCAAUCUAAUAAGAUGGAUUGUAAGUCACAAGGAUAUGGUCAAGAAAAUCGCUGAAACUCUUCAACACCUUGCUCCCCAACAACCAGAAACCAAUAUUGCAAACUUGACGCAAAGCUCAAUAAUUCAACUAUCUGGUAAUGAUGGACACAGCAUUCAAAAUGUUCUGGCUUCAGAGGAUGCCAUGUUUCGUUCAGAUGGUGUUUACAUUGUAGUUGGUGGUCUAACAGGGCUUGGUUGGGAAUGUGUUCAUUUCCUGUCAAAACGAGGAGCUGGGGUUGUUUUCAUAAUAAAUCGCCGAAAGGUACAAGAGGAUACAUUACAUGAAAUAGGAAAGAUUGAACAACAAUAUGGUUGUGAAAUAAGUGUCAAGCAGGCCGAUGUGACUAAUAUGUCAUCCCUGAAAAAUGUAUUUAGAACAAUUGAAGAUAAAUUUCCAAGAAAACAGUUAAAAGGUGUCUAUUUUGGAGCAGGUGUCCUUGAAGACAGAACUUUAAUCAAUAUGUCACAAGAUACAUUUAUGAAGGUUGCAGCACCCAAGAUACAAGGAGCUUGGAAUAUGCAUCAACUUACAGAAAACAAGCCUCUUGAUUUUUUCAUCAUGCAUUCAUCAGUUACAGCAGUGUUUGGUAAUGGAGGUCAGUCAAAUUAUGGAGCAGCUAAUGCUUUCCAGGAUUCAUUAGCACAAAAACGAAGAUUGUCUGGCCUUGCUGGGCAGAGUAUUAACUGGGGUCCUCUGAAUCUUGGGAUGCUUCAGGAUAAACCUGGUGUUAUGGCUGCUUUGGAAGAACAAGGCUAUAUUCCACUCAGGACAGAAGAAAUCCACAAAUGUUUGCUGUCGGUACUCAUGCUGGACAAGCCUACCAUUAUUGCUGCUAAAUUCAACUCCAUCAGACUGGCCAAUAGUAUAACAAACGAGAGGAACAUGGCUUUACAGUUUAAGUUAAGCUCUAUCCUUGAUGUUCCAACUGUGGAGAAUUUACCACAGGAGACAUUCAGUAGGAAACAUCAUAUCGAUGUUGAACAACUAAAAGUCUCUGACAUCGGCAUUAGAUUGCAAACAAUUCGAGAAUACAUCACAGAAUUACUCACAGAUGUGCUUGGCCUUAACAAAGUAAUUCUUGAAUUAGACACAGGUGUUGAGAACUUGGGGUUGGACUCGAUGCAAUCAAUGACCAUGAGCAACCAAAUAUAUCAAACCUUUCAAGUACACAUUACUCCAAAUGGGUUGCUUCAGCAAAAUCUUUCAGUUAAUGAAAUAGCAGACCUUAUUAACACAAAAUGCAUGAACUCUGUCGAUAAUUUGGCAACAAAAGAUAUUUCUUCGCUUGUUACUGAACAGACACUUACAUACAUGGAAUACACUUUCUACAAGAUUUACUGCAAGAAUCCUGCUGACCUUAGUUUGUAUUACGUGAACGAGAUCACAAUACCAGACUCAGUAGCACAUCCAGAACUAUGGAACAAGAUAGCUGAACAACUUAUGUCACGACAUGAAGUUCUGAGGACGACAUUUCAAAAGGUACCAGAGAGCGAGAAUAUCAGGUGGAAUGUGAAAAGAAACAUUAACCCAGUUGGAAUGUCACCUGACUUCAGAAUGGUGGAUGGAGAAGAUAUAGACGAGAUAGAUAAACACACAACAGAAGCCUUUCAUUUAGAAAUACAAGGCCCACUCCGCUUCAUUUACAUUCGUGGUAAAAUAUGUCAUUUCAGAACAGUAUACAAUAGUAUUGGCUUUGACAUGCAAGGAAUUGGGGUCAUUUUCAAAGACAUGGUGGAUAUCUUUCUUUUAACCCAACAUAACAUAAAACUGCAAGAUAUACAGACAGUAGGAGGAAGUCUGAUAGUAGUGGAAAUGGAGAAGGUUUUACAGGAGAAUGGGCAAGCAUUGAAAGACUUCUGGAAACAUCGGCUUGAUGUAGAGAUUCAUCCAAUUACCUUGGGUACACCAGAACAACCAAACACAUUGGAAUCUGGAUCAUAUCAAGGAACACUGGAUCCCGCUGUUUAUGAUGUACUAAUUAACUUAUCAAAGUCCAAAGGUUUAAGCAUGUAUAAAUUAAUUACCAGUUUCUACCAACUACUCCUUCAUCUUAUGACCAAGGAAAGAUAUGUGGCGAUUUCAACAUUAGUUGACGUCAAACAGUACAUUCCAAAUACUGGUAAUGCUGUUGGACUAGGCAUAAACUACAUUCCUUUGCUAGCCGAAUUCCCAUCAGAUGAUGCUAGUGUAGAGGAAUUUAUCCAGAAUAAUAAAGUAGCACUUCAAACAGCAAUAGACCACUGUGUGUGUCCACUGGACAUCAUUAAAGAACUAGUAGGUUCUGAAAAGAUCACAAAUAUUACUAGAAACAAAGUUGUGAUUGUCGAAGAUGAAUUUGUAACACCUUUGUUAAGACUAUCAAAUGAUGCAGGCUAUACAUUCGACGUAACAAAGUCAGAAGAUCUGGGAACUCUCACAGACACACAAUUUAGUAUGUGGAGCAGAACCAAAGAAAAACAAAUGAUGUUUGUCUUGACAUACAAGUCAAAUAUUUUAUCUACGAAUCGUGCUAGAGAUAUCAUGAAGGCCUUUCAGGAAAUUGUUACUCAAAUCACCUCUGACAUUUCUGUGACAAUUGCAAGUCUACGGAGCAUGGCAAGUAUUACAAAGCUAAGAACAGAUUGUAAUCAAAACUACACAGAAGACACACACAGUUGUAGCUGGUGCAUUGCUAAAAAUGGUCCCAACACGACUUCCGGUGAUAAGAUUGAAGCUGCAUCUCUGGAUGACAGUCUCAACGCUCAUUCUCAUGCCUCCAGUGAAACGUCUAAUGCGUUCCUGGGUCCAAAAGGUAGUAACCGAGCUGACGACCAAGAGCUGUGUACGACAUUCCUGCGUUAA
Molecule: messenger RNA, 8015 nt
Organism: Gigantopelta aegis
Lineage: Eukaryota; Metazoa; Mollusca; Gastropoda; Neomphalida; Peltospiridae
Exons: 9
Coding region: 228-8015 (2595 amino acids)
Biological process (GO): fatty acid biosynthetic process
Molecular function (GO): fatty acid synthase activity; 3-oxoacyl-[acyl-carrier-protein] synthase activity
Source: RefSeq, a predicted model, not a curated record